Messenger RNA from Danio aesculapii, 1284 nucleotides. RefSeq names its product basic salivary proline-rich protein 2-like. The coding region runs from base 1 to 1284 and encodes 427 amino acids. The transcript has a single exon. The record is from RefSeq and is a predicted model, not a curated record. Lineage: Eukaryota; Metazoa; Chordata; Actinopteri; Cypriniformes; Danionidae.
AUGGCACCUCAACCUAGCACUCUAAACCGUGAAAUGGCACCUCCACCUAGCACUAUAAACAGUGAAAUGGCACCUCCACCUAUCACUCUAAACCAGCAAAUGGCACCUCCACCUAACACUGUAAACCAUGAGAUGGCACCUCCAAAUAGCACUCUUAACAGUGAGAUGGCACCUCCAGCUAGCACUCUAAACAGUGAGAAGGCACCUCCACCUAGCACUUUAAACCGUGAGAUGGCACCUCAAUCUAGCACUCUAAAGCGGCAAAUGGCACAUCCACCUAGCAAGCCAAACUGGCAGAUGGGACCUCCACCUAGCACUGUAAAUCGUGAGAGGGCACCUCCACCUAACACUCUAAACCAGCAAAUGGCACCUCCACCUAGCACUCUAAACCGUGAGAUAGCACCUCCACCUAGCACGCUAAACUGGCAGAUGGGACCUCCAACUAGCACUGUAAAUCGUGAGAUGGCACCUCCACCUAACACUCUAAACCAGCAAAUGGCACCUCCACCUAGCACUCUAAACCGUAAGAUGGCAGCUCCACCUAGCAUUCUAAACCAGCAAAUAGCACCUCCACCUAGCACUCUAAACCGUGAGAUGGCACCUCCACCUAGCACUCUAAACUGUGAGAUGGCACCUCCACCUAGCACUCUAAACAGUGAGAUGGCACCUCCACCUAGCACUCUAAACAGUGAGAUGGCACCUCCACCUAGCACUCUAAACAGUGAGAUGGCAUCUCCACCUAGCACUAUAAACAGUGAAAUGGCACCUCCACCUAGCACUCUAAACCAGCAAAUGGCACCUCCACCUAGCACUGUAAACCGUGAGAUGGCACCUCCAUCUAGCACUCUAAACCAUGAGAUGGCACCUCCACCUAGCACUCUUAACAGUGAGAUGGCACCUCCAGCUAGCACUUUAAACCGUGAGAUGGCAACUCCACCUAGCACUCUAAAUCGGCAAAUGGCACCUCCACCUUGCACUCUAAACCAGCAAAUGGCACCUCCAUCUAGCACUCUAAACCGGCAGAUGGCACCUCCACCUAGCACUCUAAACCAGCAAAUGGCACCUCCACCUAGCACUCUAAAUCGGCAAAUGGCACCUUCACCUAGCACUCUAAACAGUGAGAUGGCACCUCCACCUAGCACUCGAAACAGUGUGAUGGCACCUCCACCUAUCACUCUAUACUGGCAGAUGGCACCUCCACCUAGCACUCUAAAUCGGCAAAUGGUACCUCCACCUAGCACUCUAAACCGGCAAAUGGCACCUCCACCUAGCACUCUAAACUAG